GCCCAAUCCCCCUUCCCUUCCCCUCCACCACCUCCUCCGUCUCUCUCUGUGCUUCGUUCACUCACUCUCCUCUCCUCCCCUCUCCUCUCCUCCCCUUCGACGCAACCACUCACCGCUCGUCCCCUCCCCCCGCCCCCAGCGUUCACCUUGCCUGGGGAUUCAAAGCAAACUUUGUGCCUGCGCAUUCCGGUCAACAGUCUCGCCUUCUCGCCCUUACUUCCCUUUCACCGCGCACGCUUCAGCGUCUUUCCCUGCGACCUUUCCUCGAACAUGAGCCUUCGCAGGCCCUCUACUUCGCGUGCAUCCGAGCGUCACUAGCCCCGUCGUUGUCCUGGUAUAUCAAAUUCCUCCUUGUCGCCCACCACGCCCGACCAACACCACUCCCCUCGUCAACAUCGGUUAUACCCACAUCUGCUCCACGUCGCACACCAAAAAGGAAAAUAAAAUCCAGCACACCGCGCUUGCUGUACAUUUCUGCACAGGUGCAACCAACCCAACAAAAAGGCUCUUUUGCGGGCGCCUCUGCGCCUUCUGCAGCUUAGGAAAGGUCCUCGCCCGACGCCCUGGCACGCCGUACAUUGUCUGCAUACCAGUCCUGCGCACACUCAUGAACGCGACCAUCAUGUCGAGGCAGCUUCCCACCGCGAACAAGAACGAGCGACUAGGACCCGUCGCGCGUCCCGGCGGCGACGAGCGACCUCCGUCCAUGAGCCUCGCUCAAGGCCUCGGAGGCAGCACGAGGGUUUGGCCUGACAGCUGCGCCAGCAUCUGGCGCAACGGUCUCGGCUCGACCACGAGGGACAGCUCGAGAAAUCGAGAUUCUGCAGCCUUCCUCUCGUCGAAUGCCAACGGCUCCUCCUCGAGCUCCUUCAACCAGACGCUAAACACUGACGUGUGGAACAAACCAAAGUCCGCAUGGGACUCGGUCUCCCGGGACCGCAACUCCGGUGUCUCUCCCGUUCGCCGCAACAGCCGCUUGCUGGAAGGCACCGACGUUCUCGGUGCGAACAACUACACAAAUGGCAGCAGACCCUCGAACGGCCUGUUCAACAAUCAAAGCUUUGCAGCGCAGCGCAACUCGGAAACCACUCUCAACGGAGCGUUGGGCCAUUUCACGAGAGACUCGACCGGCAGCAUCCACCACCAAGGCUCCAUCAGCUCAUGGACCGAGGGAGGCGGCUCCGUGCAUUCGCCUACAGAUGACAGGAGAAGUGCAGCGUCCGACUCCUUCAUGCCGUACAGCAAUUCUUCCUCUCAAAACCCCAGUCAACCGCCGUCGCGGCACGGAAACAAUGACCCCUUCUUCAACGAAUCGCCUUUCAACCGAUUUCAGGCCACCCAUGGCCACACACCGUCUGUCUCCUCCGUCUCCGGUGGCCGUUUCUCUCUCGAACGCCAAAGCUCUGUCUCAAACGAUCCCUUACCGCUUCUGGAGCGCCUCAGCCUCAGUGAAGCGUCUGACCACUUGACGCAGCAUCAGCGCCCGACACUUGAUCCCCAAAGCCCGAACGAAACCGUGGGCUUGGCGAUGAAUGCAACCUACUUGCAGGCGCUCCACAGUAACCAGGCCGGCGCGCGGGGCGCGCAGAACUUUGGAUCGUACACACCUGACAAUGUUCCGACCUUCAACAACCCCUUUUCGCGGCAACCUUAUGACAGAGGCGCGUUCACGCCGGGUGCAAACGAUUUCCGGCCGGCGUCGUACAUGUCGACUCCCUCGCACUCGGACAGCUCGUACAUGCCCCCACAGAACGGCCGCUUGAGCGCGAGCGCGAAUCCUGCGCUUUUGGAGCGUCGUCUUCGUUCCAUUCAACAAGAGCAGACGAACGGCUUCCCCUCUCAUUCUCCGUUGCAAUCUUCGACCUUAAACCCGUAUCGUCAACCUUUUGCUGUGAACGGCUUCACGCCACCGUACAACCUUGGAAAUGCGCUCCCCCUGGGACCCCUCAAUCUGCCUCCGCAUCUGGCGGGGUACGGACCUCCGGCCAUGUUCCCCAUAAUCGAUCCCACCCCGCGCGGUCCUCGCGAGCAUGACGGCAUGACUCUGCAAAGCCAACUUCUCACGGAAUUCAAGGCGACGAGCAGCAAGGGCAACAGGCAGUGGCAGCUCAGAGACAUCCAAGGGCACGUUGUCGAGUUCUGUGGUGAUCAGAUUGGCUCACGGUUCAUUCAGACCAAGCUGGAACAGGCCAACAGCGAUGACAAGCAGCUCGUGUUCGCCGAGAUACUCCCGGACAUCAUCCAGCUCAUGCAAGACGUGUUCGGAAACUACGUGAUUCAGAAGUUCUUCGACCACGGCGAUCAGAUGCAAAAGGCGCAGAUCGCAGCCGCCAUGAAGGGCCACCUGUUCGAACUGUCAACGCAGAUGUAUGCGUGCAGGGUGGUACAGAAAGCCAUUGACCACAUACUCACGGCGCAGCAAGCCGCGCUGAUCAGGGAGUUGGAACCCAACGUGAUUCGAUGUGUCAAGGAUAUGAACGGCAAUCACGUCAUUCAGAAGGCGAUCGAGCGCAUCCCUGUCGAGCACAUCCAAUUCAUCGUGGACGCCUUCACGGGCAAGGUUGACGAGCUGUCACGGCACAGCUACGGCUGUCGCGUCAUCCAGCGCGUGCUCGAGCACUCUUCCGACCCGGUCAAGCACACUAUCCUGACGGAACUGCACAACUCGAAGAACAUUAUAGACGAUCAGUAUGGUAAUUAUGUCACGCAGCACAUGAUUGUGUUUGGCUUUCCGGAGGACCGGGAGAAGGUGAUUGAUCAGAUCAGAGAUCGUAUCAUACCGUACUCGAAGCACAAGUUCGCCAGCAACGUGGUCGAAAAGUGCUUUUCCCACGGCUCCCAGAAGCAAAAGCACGAGCUGCUUAUGGCAAUUGUCAAUUAUAGCGACGACCUGGGCGACGGUCCCACACAGCUUCUGCUGGACGGAUUCGGAAACUACGUCAUUCAAACUAUGCUCGACACCCUGUCUGAUUCCGACUGGAUCAUAUUCUACAAUAUACUCAAACCAGGCCUGCAACGCAGCAAGCGUGUUGGUCCCACCAGCAAGCAGAUCGGAGUGAUUGAGAAGAAAAUGGCGCAGCGCGCACAUCUUGUCAGAAGCGACUCCGUCCAUUCGCCUCCGCGCUCUCAGUCAGCUGCCACCAGUGCUGCUGCAUCGCCUCGUCAAACAAGUCUGCCAAUCAACAAGAGUCUAUCGCCCGCAGCAGACACUCCAGCCAGCUCGUCGUCCGGCGGCACGACGGCAAUAACCCCUCAAUCGAAGGCAGCCCAAUGUAAUGGUCUUGGCUCCUCGCGACGAUCUGCAGGCACCUAGAUCUUCCUCCUGCCUUUGGUGCGUAGUCUUCGUAAUUUGUCGAUUUCUUUUUUCACGGCGCUUUCCAUGGGUACACUACCAUAACGACUCCUAUUAACGACCUUGUUCUCAUUGUGCAGCAUCGGAGCUCUGGCGUUUUCAAAUAGCGCCACAACAAAAAGUAAUAUAUCGAAACGAUAUCUUCCUACACAUGCGACAGUACAACUGUCGCGAAUCGCACUCCGUAUCGGGGAGUGGCUGUUAAGCCUGGUUCUUUUAACUUAAGCAGCAGGAUGUUGUCUAUAAUCUCAACACGCCUGCCGCUAGUUCUUGCUUUCUCGGAACACAUGAAAUGAUAACGUGGUUUUUCUCCCCCUCAUCUUGGAGAUGCUUCUGUCAUGGGCGAAUAUAUAAAGGAUAAAAGAGUUUCGGCAUCAAUUUCGGCGUCAUCAGAAAACGGUCGAGUGCUUUCUCCAGUUUGACACAUCUUCAGCACACUCUGCUAAUCAGUCACGUACGUUGUCUGUUUCCAAGAGGAGAAAGGAGAGCGCGAACGAGCAAAGAUUAUACAUGACAAUGAACGACCUUUUUAUUUUCUUGUGCAUAACUUUUUAACGGCCGGACGAUGGAACGGAGUCCCUUGCUCUGAAAUCAGUCUCUACUGUGCGAUCAAUGUCUAGGACUGUCAAGAAAUUCCUCUUACAUGGGCUGAAUGGAGUAGGCGACUGUCGCACUUGUGCUGAGCAAAAGAUUACGCUCCUGGGCAUGGAUGGACGAUGCAAAGGGCCUUUCUCUUCACGUGUAUGUGGGCAAGGGGUAAUAUCAGUCCAGUAGAUGCACAAAGAAGUUUUCUUUCUUCUAGCGUGGAUGCGUGGCGUUUGCUGUAUGCAAGACAUGAGUAGGACCUAUAUACCCACAACGUAAAGAUUGUCUGAA
This is a messenger RNA of Verruconis gallopava, 4228 nucleotides long. RefSeq lists its product as uncharacterized. Gene Ontology annotation, molecular function: mRNA 3'-UTR binding. Gene Ontology annotation, biological process: nuclear-transcribed mRNA catabolic process, deadenylation-dependent decay. The coding region runs from base 608 to 3313 and encodes 901 amino acids. Gene Ontology annotation, cellular component: cytoplasm. NCBI's taxonomy places the organism in Eukaryota, Fungi, Ascomycota, Dothideomycetes, Venturiales, Sympoventuriaceae. The record is from RefSeq and is a predicted model, not a curated record. The transcript is spliced from 5 exons.